UGGAAGAGCGCGAGGGGUUGCGGUGUUGCUCCGCAUGGUGGUUGCUGAAGGUGGGAGUGGGUCUGGCGGAAACAAGAUGCCGUCGGAGCGGCAGCGCUGGGAGACCCUGGAGGCGCUGAAGCGCUCCAGCAAAGGGCAGCUGAGCUACUGCCCCGACUGGCCGCGGGGCGAGGAUAUUUUGGAAGGAUGCAAGCCCCCUCUGAAGCUGUCUUCUUAUUCUGGCUGGGUUCUGGCUCGAGUGAAUGCCCAGUCUAUACAGGAAACUCCUGUCUCCAGAAGUUCUACGCCCAAUGAAUCCACUCCCCUGAAAGACCAGCUGUCUUCUCUUGUAAAAACUGCUUCUCCUGCCAGCCAGUUAGACUCCUCUCCACUUUCAUCUCCGGCACUGAGUGAAACAAAGACUGAUGAGAAUGUUAAUCUGCUGGAGACUAGCUACAAAGCCUGUCCUGUGGUUUUGCCAUCUAAAGUUACAGAGAUAGAAGGCUGCAUACGGAUGUAUGAGGAGGUUCACAAAUUAAGAGGAAAGGAGGGUCUCAGACAGCGGCAGGAGCAGCAAGAGCAGUUGGCAAAGGCAGUCUCUGACAUGGCAAAUGAACAGCUGAAGCGCUUUGAUGAGCUGAAGGAGUUAAAACAGCAUCAGGAAUACCAGGACCUGCAGGAAGUGAUGGAGAAAAGCUCCAAGGAAGCUCAAGGACAGCAGGAGAAGUUGAAAGAGGAGCAUCGACACAGAGCAAAGAUUUUAAACCUGAAGCUGUGUGAGGCUGAACAGCAGAGGCAACAUCAGGAGGAAAUGGAGCGACUUCGGAAGGAGGAAGGCCAGGAAAGGUUGCGCCGCCUCUAUUCCAUCCAGGAAGAGGUGCUCCAGCUUAACCAGCAGAUUGACCCCAAUUCCAGGCACAAGGACUUGCCAAGGAUAGACUUGUCAGCAUACAGUAACCGUGGCAACCAGAUCUGUGGGCUUGUGUCAGGGCUCAUUCGCACCACCAGUGAGAGAGGAUUCCCUUCUCCUGUAGAUGUGGUCAACACUGAGCGAGUACUGCAGGAAAUGCGAGGGUUAAUUUCUAGCAUGCAGCAGGAAAUUGCUUCAGCAGUAGAAGAGAAAAAAAGGAGGGAUGAAGAAGAGGAGAGAGAGAGGCAGAAAGAGCUACAGAAAAAAGAGCAGCUGAAGGCUCAGGCGCCAGUCCCUGCCCAGCAUCCAGGGGGGAAACAGCAGAAAGAAGCUUCCUUAGGACUUCAAACUAAAGCUGAGGAGAGCACAAUGCAGUGGUAUCAAGAGCUUCAGGACACUGCUGACCAGUGUGUUUUUUCCUUUAGUGGAAUUGCAGACUGCAAAGACAAUCAGGUGAAAAAGAUCAAGAUGGAUCUCCAGAAGGCAGCCACUAUCCCUGUGAGUCAAAUUUCCACCAUAGCAGGCUCUCAGUUGAGAGAGAUAUUUGACAAGAUCAAUAACCUGCUCUCUGGGAAGUCUGUACAAUCUGGAGGGCGAAUGGUAUCAGUGACUCAGCAUCCACAGGGCCUGGAUUUUGUUUAUUACAAACUGGCAGAGAAAUUUGUGAAACAAGGGGAGGAAGAAGUGGCUUCUCACCAUGAAGCAGCUUUCCCAAUUGCUGUGGUAGCUUCAGGAAUCUGGGAGAUACACCCCAGGGUGGGAGACCUCAUCUUAGCUCACCUUCAUAAAAAGUGUCCCUAUUCUGUGCCAUUUUACCCUGCAUUCAAGGAGGGGACUUCAAUGGAAGAUUAUCAACGGACACUUGGUUACCAAGUUACAGAUUCUAAAGUAGAACAGCAAGAUAAUUUCCUUAAGCGGAUGUCUGGAAUGAUCCGUCUUUAUGCUGCUAUUAUUCAACUCCGGUGGCCUUAUGGAAACAAACAAGGGACACACCCUCAUGGGCUGAAUCAUGGCUGGCGCUGGCUGGCUCAGAUGCUGAACAUGGAGCCUCUGGCUGAUGUGACGGCUACCCUUCUCUUUGAUUUCUUAGAGGUGUCUGGCAAUGCUCUCAUGAAGCAAUACCAGGUACAGUUCUGGAAAAUGAUGCUCCUUAUUCGAGAAGACUAUUUUCCCAGGAUUGAAGCAAUCACCAGCUCUGGACAGAUGGGUUCUUUAAUGCGUUUCAAGCAGUUCUUGGAGAAAUGUUUGCAGAAGCAGGAAAUUCCUUUACCGAAAGGUUCUCUGCAGUCAUCUUUCUGGAGGUCAUGAGGCAGAUCCUUCCUAUUUUCAUCUUCACAAGAGUCGAAAGGAUUUCCUGGUCUGGCUUCCUGUUUCAUUUGGGGAUAAAAUAAAAAAAAUAAUUUCUAUUGUGUUUUUAACAUGGGAUUUAUGUUUUAUGUUGAACAGUGUUUCAGGAACGCUUCUUUGUCUAAUUUAUUUUGCAAAUUAUUUUAAAUUAUUCUGUUAAGAUUUGAUUAACUUUGUAGACGUUAUUGUGCAGUAAAUUAUGGAAUAUCAGAUACAUCUUCAUGUCUUUACUGUGUUGUUUAAUAAGUGUCAAAUCUGUGGAAAGUAUCUCAAAGUUACAUUGGACUCCAGAGUUUAUAGUAAGUGGUGACACUCGGGGAUUUUGCACACAAUUGACAGUCUGUCCAGGCUUUUACGUGACACAGCAGAAGUGGAAGUACUUCAAGGUUUUAUGGAGCCUUGGAUAUACUGAGGUCAAAAUAUAAAAAAUUAAGCUUCAAAAAUCUAUUUUUGUAUUUCAUGUGUUCAGUUGUUUAAUUAUGUUGAUAUGGUUGCAUCCUGUGGAAAAAAAUGUUUAAAUUGCUAGCCUAAAAGUCCCCAAAAAUAGGUAGAGGUGGUUAGGCUUACACGGCUGCUCUGAUUUCUGUUGAAUGUCACUUUGCUUUGAGAAACUCAGUAUUAUCUGGGGGGAGAUGCUUUUCUCUGGGGAAGACCUUUUAAAAUGAACAGCUUUUUAAUGUUUUAAAAACCUUGCUCUUCCAUUGCAAAAAUGUCUUUAUUUAUAUUGGACAGACUUGAUUUUUAUAAUUACAAUAGGUGAUACGUUGUCUGCUAAAGAACAUUUCACUUCACUGAAAAAAAGAUUUGCAGGUGUGCGAGUGAGUAAGUAAGUAAAUAAAAUGUAGUAUUUUCACCAAGAGUUUCUAGAGAGAACUCUGCAUUCAUGAUCCAUUGCAUGAACUGAAAGUUAGGGUUAGUCUAAAAAGUAAGCAUGGAAGAAUACUUAAGAGACCAUACAGAUACUUUUGCUGUUAUGUGAACAGAAAAGAAGUUUCCUUGGCUUGUUCCAGUAUGAACUGAAAUGUAACACAAAUGUAUAUUUAAAAAGAGCCUUUAUAAUUUUAACCAGUUUCUUUCUUAACAAGGAAUAUAUCAGUUUAACUGCAGAUUGUGUAUACAGUAUGGUGAUAAUUUUAUCCUGUGCUAAUGUAAUGGAUUAUGAUAAAAAAAUAGUUCAUUUUAGAAACUUACUUGGGGGGGGGGGGGAAAUCAUGCUUAAACUUUGCAAUUUUACUACUUUCUGUGGGUGCCUGGAAAGGUGAUCAAGCAAGGCUCUGAGCAUCCUUAUUGGGUCACUCCAUGGGGUAUAUGUUUAUGGUAAGUGAGAUUUUGGAUGUGAUCUUUGACAUUUAGCUGAUGGUAUGCACUCCAUGACAUGCUGCCUUUCAAUGGCCUAUGUGAAAUCUGUUUAUCUAGUUCCUAGCUUCCAUGGUUCUGCACUUCAGAAAGCCCUUACCAUCCUCACAGCUGGAUAGCAAUUUAAUGCUGACAGGG
This is a messenger RNA of Gavialis gangeticus (Gharial), 3730 nucleotides long. RefSeq names its product GLE1, RNA export mediator (gene GLE1). Bases 35 to 2197 code for a protein of 720 amino acids. The transcript has 16 exons. Gene Ontology annotation, biological process: poly(A)+ mRNA export from nucleus; regulation of translational initiation; regulation of translational termination. Gene Ontology annotation, cellular component: nuclear pore; cytoplasm; nuclear pore cytoplasmic filaments. The record is from RefSeq and is a predicted model, not a curated record. Gene Ontology annotation, molecular function: inositol hexakisphosphate binding; translation initiation factor binding; phospholipid binding. Lineage: Eukaryota; Metazoa; Chordata; Crocodylia; Gavialidae.